Molecule: messenger RNA, 1407 nt
Organism: Pygocentrus nattereri (red-bellied piranha)
Lineage: Eukaryota; Metazoa; Chordata; Actinopteri; Characiformes; Serrasalmidae
Product: transmembrane 4 L6 family member 1
Exons: 6
Coding region: 157-744 (195 amino acids)
Cellular component (GO): membrane
Source: RefSeq, a predicted model, not a curated record
GACCCAGAGCAUUAACUGGUCUGGUGACUGAGCAUGAACAAGAAAAUUUACUUACAAAUGUGUGGAUGAAAUCUCUAAAAUUAAUCUCUAGAAUUAAAGGAUAUUGAUUGAAGUUCUUCACCCUCAAGUUUAGGAAAUAAAAAAGCAAAGUUGACUAUGUGUACAGGAAGGUGGGCUAAGUGUACGGGCGAUCUGCUGUUUCCGUUGGCUCUGUGUUGCAUUGUAGCCAACAUUCUGCUCUUCUUUCCUAAUGGAGAGGUAUGGGGGAAAGAGCAGCUAACGGAGAGUGUCUGGUACUUCCCUGGAGUCAUUGGAGGAGGAGUGCUGGUGCUCCUACCUGCUUCAGUAAUGAGGGCAGCUGGAAUGAAGGGGAGCUGCUUUGCCAACAGAUGUGGGAUGAUGGUUUCCAUGCUGCUGUCUGCUGUGGGUGUGGCCGGAGCACUGUAUUGUAUGAUAGUCUCUGCCGUUGGGCUGCAGGAUGGCCCUCUCUGUGACACUGGAGAUAGCAUAUUUAGCUACCCCUUCUUCAACGAGACUUUAAAUGAAAGCUACUUGUUUAAUCAGGAUGUUUGGGACAUGUGUGAGCAUCCAAAGAAUGUAGUUCUGUGGAACAUAGUUCUGUUUUCCAUUUUGUUGGGUGUCGGAACCCUGGAAACUGUGCUCUUGCUGUCGCAAGUUGCCAAUGGCCUUCUGGGAUGCCUCUGUGGAACCUGCAUGAACAACAGACAGGGUAAUACGGCAUAAAAAUCACCUUAUUUCAUUCUGUAAUGGAGAAUCCUGUGUUGGAGACCUGUUUUGCUACCACAGCAGUUAGAUCAGCUACACCAUCAUCUAACUGUACAUUUUACCAAUCUAAACAUGGAGAACAACCAGAUCAUUACAACUGUUAGUGAUCAACCUUUUAGUGAUCGUUUAUCAUCACAGUGAUGUCAUGAUGCUUUUGAGAUUAAAACUAUGAACGUGGGACCUUACUUAUAAAACAUUUGUACUCACAGCUUUAAGUAGUAAUUUGCAAAAUUUAAAUUGGUGGGGAAAAAAGGGGCACAGAUCAACGCAAGCUGACAUACAAACAGCAGGCAUUACUGCACCUUGCGCUGUGAUUUUAAAAGUCAAUCAUACACAAAUGCUGAGAACUUAAAGAGCAAGUUUAGAUUUAAAUUUAAGUAUGUAAACGAGGCCGCAGGAUUCCCAGCAAGUCCUGAGUGCCCCAUACUAGGCACAGAAAUGUGCCUCCUAAAUCUACCACACCGUAACUAAUUAACAAGCUCCUCGUGUGCUGGGUCAAAUGUGUUGAGCAGUGAAAACACUUUGAAAAGCGUUGCUAUAAUCCAAUAAAAUCAGUAUGUGCUUGCAGUGUGAGCUAAAAUAAUAAAAAAAAUUGACCUAAUAAAAGCAAUUUUUUUUUCA